AUGCAAGUCCGUCUGCUCGGCGUCUUCGUCGCUGUGUUUUGGAUGCUGGAUGAGCCGCGAAGCACCGCUGCGAUCGACGCCCGUAGGUCCUGCGGUGUUCGGACUGCAAGACACGCUCGAGUGGUUGGGGGCCAAGUGGCAUACGACGGAGAAUUCCCCUGGCUGGUUUCCAUACAGUUCGUGCCGUCAAUUGGGGAAAAUAAAUGUGGCGGCACUAUCCUGAAUGAGCGGUGGAUUCUUACGGCGGCUCACUGCUUUUACGGGUACCAGAAGUCCAAUUUCGUAGUACGCGUGGCGGAAUACAACCUUCGCACGAAGGAGCCGCGCACACCCGCCAUGACUUACACCAUCGACCAGCUGAUCCUGCACCCGGACUACCGCAAGGUGAAGAAGUACGACAACGACAUCGCACUGGUUCGGCUGAGCCGAAAGAUCAGCUACAACGAGUACGCGCAGCCCGCGUGCCUUCCGAGUCUCACACUGUCUGACACAAACGGCAUCAACGUCACCGUCGUUGGCUGGGGGCAAGUGUCCGAGGACGUUCCCAGGACUCCAGCCGUCCCACUGAAGGCGGUCCUGACUGUAUUUGACAACCAUAUCUGCAACACCUGGCUCCACAACCACUCCAUGCGAGUUCUCGACAACCACAUGUGCGCUGGUGUUGAAGAAGGUGGAAAAGAUGCCUGCCACGGUGACUCCGGGGGACCACUCCUUGCGUUGAACAACCGCCGCUACGUGGUUGUGGGCGUGGUGGCUGCGGGUGACGGCUGUGCCCUGCCCAGGACACCCGGCAUCUACACACGAGUCACGGCUUUCCUUCCUUGGAUAAUGGACUACAUAUCGCCGGACAGCGGCGACCAUGACAGUAUUCAAGAUGCUAUUUCGAUAGCCCGGAGCGAAAAUGGUGGCACGGAUCAUAGUGGCAGGCACAAAAUUGAAGUGUUCGAUUUGCAAACACCUCCCUUUGGCAGCACUGGCAUCCUUCUUGCCUUCUUUGUGCCCAGCGCAGAGCUGCUCCCUGGCGACCCGGAUGGACUUUUUCGCCUCGAUGUAGAGUCCAUUGCACUGGCCGUUGCUCAUAAGCUGCACUUCCACCUUCUGGAGCACGUCCGUCAUCCAGACGCGGCGCGCAGACGUCCAUCGCGUCACUAUCAGCGCUUGUGUUGGUCGACUCGCGUGGUCGUCAGGAAAUCGGACGUCGGAAGUACGCGGACCGUGAAGGCGCACGAAGGUAUCGGGAGUACACACAUGGCCAACCCGGUGCAUCACGACCUGCUGGUGGUAUUGACGGCGUGGCUUCUUUCCCACCCGCUUACGUCAUCCGCUGCUGCUAUAGGAAAACAAAGAAGUUACCAAUGCGGCAGGCAGAUGAUACGGGACGGGAGAAUCGUAGGUGGACAAGAUGCUUACGACGGCGAGUUUCCUUGGGUGGCGUCGCUGCGUCUUUAUGGCCAGCAUUUUUGUGGCGGAGCAAUCCUGAACAAGCGCUGGAUUAUUACGGCCGCUCACUGCCUUCGCAGUAAACCACCGCGAUCAUUCAGCGUUCGACUGGGCGAGUACAGCAUCGGGAAGACAGAGGAAGACCACGAACCACAGGAUAUCCGGCUGGUGCGCUACAUCAUCCAUCCGAUGUAUUCGCAACCCAAGCGAUACAACAACGACGUCGCCCUGUUAGAGCUCGCUCAGGAUGUCAAGUUCAACCGCUACGUCAUUCCCAUCUGCCUCCCGGAAGGGCCUCUAGAGCUCCUCGGAAAAUCAGCUACCGUCGCCGGCUGGGGCAACAUAAAGGACGUUGACAAAGAUUCCUCGGGGGACGGCUUCGCCGGGGUGAGGAAAGACAUUCUGCAGAAGGUGACCGUGCCCAUCGUUCCAAACGAAGAGUGCAAUCGCUGGUACGCCCAGUCGGGCAAGCUGGUGCACCUCCAAGACACACAACUAUGCGCCGGCUUCAAAGAAGGAAAGAAAGACGCCUGCCAGGGUGACUCCGGCGGCCCCCUAAUGUUCUUCGAUGGCUCCAAGUACGUCAUCAUUGGCGUCAUCUCCGCAGGAUUCGGCUGCGCGCGACCCUUGCUCCCCGGCCUUUACACAAGAGUGUCUGAAUACAAGCCCUGGCUCAACAAGUACAUCAAUUCGUGAAGAAAAGGCCUGCGUUUUGCUAGGAAACU
This is a messenger RNA of Rhipicephalus microplus (southern cattle tick), 2165 nucleotides long. RefSeq names its product brain-specific serine protease 4. The record is from RefSeq and is a predicted model, not a curated record. Gene Ontology annotation, biological process: proteolysis. Gene Ontology annotation, molecular function: serine-type endopeptidase activity. Lineage: Eukaryota; Metazoa; Arthropoda; Arachnida; Ixodida; Ixodidae.